UUUGAGAUUUUAGCUGAUGGUAGACAACUCCGGAUACACUCGGCUAAGGUGAAAGAUCGUGGACGCUAUACGUGUUCAUCACGGAACAGAGCUGGAGAAGAUUCAACAGACUUUAAUCUCAAUGUUUGGGUACCACCAAAAAUUGAUAAUCAGGGCAUUAACCAUAAUCCAAAAGUCAUCGUAAAUAGUUCUAUAACAAUCGACUGCCCAGCCUCCGGGACCCCGCCUCCUCAGAUCACAUGGUAUAAAGACUCUCAACCAAUUGAUAUAAUCGGAAAUCGUCAUCUAUCUGUGGUCAGUCAAGGUACCCAGCUGGUGGUUCAGAGCGCGAGUUUAGAAGACACGGGAAGAUAUACCUGCGUGGCCAGAAAUGAGGCUGGAGAAAUUGAUGAGAAUUUUGAACUGGAUGUUCAAGUGCCACCAAGUAUUCCAGAUUUUGGAAUUAUCCUGAACCCCAAGGCUGUAGAAAAUGACUCAGUAACAUUGGACUGUCCUGCGUUGGGUCACCCUCUACCAGAGAUAGUCUGGCUACAGAACGGUCAAGAACUAGAUUUAGAAGACAACCCCCAUGUUAUGAUACAAGAUAAGGGGAGACGACUGGUGUUUAAUGAAGCGCAAGUUAGUGAUGCAGGAACCUAUACUUGUGUUGCGUCUAACGAGGCAGGGACUAAUGAGAAAAAUUAUGAUCUGGACGUCUGGGUUCCUCCAACAAUCGAUGAAUCUAAUGUGGUGUACAAUCCUAAAGUAAUAAAAGAUCGUCAUGUGAUACUAGAAUGUCCUGUUAGUGGUAAUCCUGUCCCAGAGGUACAGUGGUUAUUUAACGGGGCUCCUGUUCAGAAUACAGACCGUGUUAAGGUGGUGAAAAAUGAUCUACAGUUAGAGAUAUCGCGAGCUCAGGUAGUUGAUACGGCCAGGUAUUCCUGUAUUGCGACUAACGAGGCAGGAGAACUCAGGAGAAACUUUCAACUUGAGGUCUUGGGUGAGUCUUCUUUCUGUUUCCUUACCUAUAUUUGA
Molecule: messenger RNA, 1014 nt
Organism: Lottia gigantea (owl limpet)
Lineage: Eukaryota; Metazoa; Mollusca; Gastropoda; Lottiidae
Exons: 4
Biological process (GO): homophilic cell-cell adhesion; synapse organization
Cellular component (GO): neuronal cell body; plasma membrane; axon
Molecular function (GO): axon guidance receptor activity
Source: RefSeq, a predicted model, not a curated record